Messenger RNA from Thecamonas trahens ATCC 50062, 1368 nucleotides. Its product is annotated as serine/threonine phosphatase, family 2C. The record is from RefSeq and is a predicted model, not a curated record. Lineage: Eukaryota; Apusomonadida; Apusomonadidae. Bases 1 to 1368 code for a protein of 455 amino acids. The transcript is spliced from 2 exons.
AUGGCCUUGGUCGCCUCGCCGCCCGACGCCCGCUCCUGGGCCGCCGAGGCUGUGGCACCCAUCGUCGACGACGCCGCGGUCGCUGCCCAUCUCGCUGAAGCGUUGGAGGUAGCGAACAAGGCGGUCCACGACCUGGAGCUGGCCGAAGGCAGUGAGGCGGCGUUUGCGCUAGUCUUUGACGCCGGCGCCGCGUACAUCCCGCAUCCGGCCAAGGCGUACAAGGGCGGCGAGGACGCUUGGUUUGUGGCGGACGACGGGUCAGCGCUUGGUGUUGCCGACGGGGUCUCGGCAUGGGCCAAUGUGCCCGGCGCCGAUGCCGGCCUCUUCGCCCGCUCGAUAAUGGAGGCGGCCGAGGAGGCGGCCAACGUGCGGAUUGCGCCGGACGGGUUUGCCAAGCCAGCGUCGCGGAUUGUGCUCGAGGCUGCGGCCAGGACGUCCAAGGAACUCAUUGGCUCGGCGACGGUAUGCGUCAUCUCUCUUGUCGGUGACAAGCUGACCUCGGCCAACAUUGGCGACUCGUCGUUCCGUAUUCUGCGGCGGCGGCCGGGCGCGCGAGUGUACUCGAUCGUGCAGUCGGGCGAGACGCGGCAGCACUCGUUCAACUGCCCGGCGACACUGGGCACGGCGUCGUCGGACACGCCGGCCGACGCGGCGGUGGCGUCGACCAAAGUAGCUGAGGGCGAUCUGGUGGUGGUCGCCACUGACGGCGUAUUUGACAAUGUCUUUGACGUCGAGCUAGAGCGGGUCAUCUCUGCGCUCGCCGAGCACGAUCCGCGGCACAUUGCCAACACGCUUGUCGAGCUGGCGUGCGCCAAUGCAACGUCCUCCAAGCCGUCGCCGUGGGCGCGCGACGCCGCACGGCACGGCCGAAUGGCGCGCGGCGGCAAGGUCGACGACACGUGUGCGGUCGUCGCCCGGGUUGUCGUUCCCGAGCCUGACGCAGUCGCUACCCGCAAGGCGACAAUGGUGCUCGACGAGGUUGAGCCGGCGAGCUACAGUGCCAGCGACGUGUCGUGGGGCCCGAUUCCGGGCGCGGCGGCGUCGCCGUGGGGCAUGGCGCGAAUGGGGGCGUCGCCGAGCGACGUCGCCGCCGCCCGCACGCCCGCCAUGCUCGUCACCUCGCCGCCGUCAGCCGAGCCGGAGCGGCCGCCACCGGCCAAGUACUUUGCCGCCCACGAGCAGCUCGGCUUCCAGCGGUCAGUCCCGUCGCUCGCUGUCUCACCACACGAGUUCAGCCCGGCGGCGCCAUCGCUUUCGACCUCACCAUCGCCCGCGAGCUCAAUCUCACCGUCGUACUCGACGUCCCCCGGCCCGAUGUCGUCGUCACCGCCGACCUACUUUAUGCCGCGGCGUGGUGUGUGGCGGUGA